This is a messenger RNA of Theileria equi strain WA, 1119 nucleotides long. Its product is annotated as choline/ethanolamine kinase, putative. The coding region runs from base 1 to 1119 and encodes 372 amino acids. Gene Ontology annotation, molecular function: choline kinase activity; ethanolamine kinase activity. NCBI's taxonomy places the organism in Eukaryota, Apicomplexa, Aconoidasida, Piroplasmida, Theileriidae. Gene Ontology annotation, cellular component: cytoplasm. The transcript has a single exon. The record is from RefSeq and is a predicted model, not a curated record. Gene Ontology annotation, biological process: phosphatidylethanolamine biosynthetic process; phosphatidylcholine biosynthetic process.
AUGGAGGAUUUAAAGGACCAACAAGUUGAUGCAUCAGCUAGAGUCGAUCUGACUGAGCUGGAGAAGGACGACUUUUCGGGUCUAAAGGACCUCUGCAUAAAGCACGUGCCCUUUUGGGCAUCGGUUUCUAGGGGCCAGAUCCGGGUAAAGUUAAUGGCUCAAGUCCUGACCAACAGGCUCUACAGAGCCGAUCUUAUGGAAGGAGACUCCGUUCUGCACAGCCUAAUCGUCAAGCGCUUUAAUGUCUUUGGCUCUGUGAUUAAUAAUGCAGACACCCAGAUUGAGACUUUUGAACUUUUGGGGGAGAAUGACUUGGGACCGAGGAUAUUUUACAGGUUCAGGGACGUUAUUAUUCAGGAGUUUAUCGUAGGGAACACGCUGGAAAGGUUGUCCUUGCUAAACCUCUCGUGUUUGACCUCAAUGGCCUCGGAGCUUGCGAGGUUCCACAAGUCUGCAACUGCCAUUGCACCUCCUCACUGGGACCGCAAUCCAGUCGUUUUGAGGACUGUAAACACUUGGCUUCCAGAGGCUAGGAAGGUCGUCGAGGCAAACGGCAAUUUUCUGGACAUUGAUGGCCUUGAGAGAAAAGUCGGUGAGUUCAGGGCGAUCCUGGAUGCCCAUCUGAAGGCCUCGGAUUCCUACGCCAACAAGGUCCUCUUCUGCCACAAUGAUCUCUACUACAAGAACCUGCUGAACACCCCUCACGGAGUCCGUCUCAUUGACUUUGACUACGCAGGGUUCAACUACGUUGGCGCUGAAGUCGCCAAGGUGAUUGACCAGCUGGACAUUCAGUACAUGGAGGAUGACGAUGACAUUGUAGAGUAUGAUGUGAUUGGAGUUACGGAUGAAAUGAAGGCUAUUUUCGCGGGCAUCUACCUCUCGGAGGCACUCGAGAAGAAUGUACUGCCAUCCGAUGAAAUGGUCAAGGACUUUUUAACCUCGGUGAGAAUACAUACGCUGGGAAGCGCCCUGUUUUGGUCUCUUUGGGGACUGCUGAUGCUAGGGCAACCGGUGUCAGUUUUGAAUGUACCGCAGGCAUUUUAUCGCCAGUACUCCAAACUCUUUUUGAAGUACUAUGAUGACGUCCUAAGUGGGCUCAAGAAGGAUGGACUUGUCUAA